Messenger RNA from Dermochelys coriacea (leatherback sea turtle), 7061 nucleotides. It is a transcript of the gene SYT2, whose product is annotated as synaptotagmin 2. The transcript is spliced from 11 exons. Gene Ontology annotation, molecular function: syntaxin binding; calcium-dependent phospholipid binding; calcium ion binding. The coding region runs from base 464 to 1735 and encodes 423 amino acids. The record is from RefSeq and is a predicted model, not a curated record. Gene Ontology annotation, cellular component: axon; dense core granule; synaptic vesicle membrane. Gene Ontology annotation, biological process: regulation of calcium ion-dependent exocytosis; calcium ion-regulated exocytosis of neurotransmitter; regulation of dopamine secretion. Lineage: Eukaryota; Metazoa; Chordata; Testudines; Dermochelyidae.
ACGCACCGGAGCCCCGGAGGGCUGGUGGGUAGCGCGACUCUGCCGCAUUUAGGGCUCGAGCUGCCGGAGCCCAGGCUCGCUGCGUCCUGGUCCAGCGCGCGGUGGGGACCGGGACCGGCUCCGCUCCCGCAGGCGGGUCUCCUGUCUCUCUCACCCGUCACGAGAUUCCCACAGUACCGAACAACUGGUAAACACGAGUGGCUGUGUCUGGCUGUCAGGGCCCGGCCUGUCUGUCUGAGAACCUUCCCCCGCUAUCUGUCUGCUUCUCCUUCAUCGUAAUCAAUAUUGAAAGCAGAACUUCCAUCGAAUCUCACUUCCCGGCUCCUACUGGAUCCGCUCGGCUGCUUGCAUUGAGCUCUGGGCCUUGAGCUUCAGCUGGGAGACGGCAGCGCAGCUUGCCUGGUCCAUGCACCGAGCUCCGUUCUCAGUUGGCUGGGAAUCACCAGGAAGCCCCUAACUAACCAUGAUGGGGACUGGCUCCAAGAAAAACCCAGAGGCCGUGGUGGCUCUGCAGCCUGUCAGCACCACAAUGCCUGUGGGCUCCAUGGAGAACGUGACCAACACCACGAACCUGAGUGACAGCAAGGAGGAUAUAUUUGCCAAGCUGAAGGCCAAAUUCAUGAAUGAGCUGAACAAGAUUCCCUUGCCUCCCUGGGCCCUGAUUGCCAUCGCUGUGGUUGGCGGCCUGCUCCUCCUCACCUGCUGCUUCUGCAUCUGCAAAAAAUGCUGCUGCAAGAAGAAGAAGAACAAGAAGGAGAAGGGCAAAGGGAUGAAGAAUGCCAUGAACAUGAAAGACAUGAAAUCAGGGAACCAGAACAAACAGGAUGACGAUGACGCGGAGAUGGGCCUGACGGAGGGAGAAGGCGAGGAGGAGGAGAAAGAGCCAGAGAACCUGGGCAAGCUGCAGUUCUCGCUGGACUAUGAUUUCCAGGCUAACCAGCUGACGGUGGGCAUUCUCCAAGCGGCCGAGCUCCCGGCGCUGGAUAUGGGCGGCACCUCGGACCCGUAUGUCAAAGUCUUCCUGCUUCCAGACAAGAAGAAGAAAUACGAGACCAAAGUGCAGAAGAAGACCCUCAACCCGGCCUUCAAUGAGACUUUCGUCUUCAAGGUUCCCUACCAAGAGCUGGGUGGGAAAACCUUGGUGAUGGCCAUCUACGACUUUGAUCGCUUCUCCAAGCACGACAUCAUUGGGGAGGUCAAGGUGCCCAUGAACACAGUGGACCUGGGCCAACCCAUUGAGGAGUGGAGAGACCUGCAGGGCGGCGAGAAAGAGGAGCCAGAGAAGCUGGGAGAUAUCUGCAUCUCGCUACGGUACGUGCCCACCGCCGGGAAACUCACCGUUUGUAUCCUGGAAGCCAAGAACCUGAAAAAGAUGGACGUGGGGGGUCUCUCAGAUCCAUAUGUGAAGAUCCACCUAAUGCAGAAUGGCAAGAGGCUGAAGAAGAAGAAAACCACUGUGAAGAAGAAGACCCUGAACCCCUACUUCAAUGAGUCCUUCAGCUUCGAGAUCCCCUUUGAGCAGAUACAGAAAGUGCAGGUGGUGAUCACUGUCCUGGAUUACGACAAACUGGGGAAGAAUGAAGCCAUCGGCAAAGUAUUUGUUGGCUCCAACGCCAGUGGCACGGAGCUGCGGCACUGGUCCGACAUGCUGGCUAACCCCAGGCGGCCCAUCGCCCAGUGGCACUCCCUGAAGCCGGAAGAAGAGGUGGACGCAUCACUUGGGAAGAACAAAUAGGAAGCUCCGUAGCCCAGAAUAACCUAUGGACAUUCUAAGCGACCCAGAGCUAUCGAUACCUCAGUUAUGUAACCUUUGGUUUUUGCUUCCAUUUUGUUUUAAGCUGCAAUACCCUUUGGUUGCUGUGGAAGGGUUUCCAGACAGUUCUGAGCGCUGUCAGGGGAAAUGGUUAAAGACAGGGAUGGUUCUUUUCAUUCUGCAAAGUCGCUUCCUUCCGCUGCAUGUCUCAUCGUUUCUACGUGCUGUUCUUUGAAAGCGUAAAGCCAGCUUCUGCCGUGGGUCCCAGAGGUGUCAGGCCGUGGCAGGGCAUCGUCUUCCUUUCUCUUCGGUUUUACACUGGGACCUUGAAACAUUGUGCUAAGGUGACAACUGAGCCUGAACAUGUGAGUUGACCAGAUACACUGUGCUUGCUUUGGGGAUACAUACAGCUGGACUAGGCAGGUCGGUGGAGAAGAGCUGUGAUGAGCUGUGAUGAUCACGCAACUGCUUUGACUCCCAUCAGCCACCCAGAGAAGUGCGAGGGUAGCCACGUUGGGACUGGAACCUCCAAGGCUCCGUUGAACAUCUUAAGAUUUAGUUUCUUCUGGUGCGACAGGUGCAUUGCUGGGCAUACAGCCCCUGGGCUAUUGCCACCCGUGUAGGGUAUUGAACUUAGGUAGGGUAUUGAACCUUGCAGCCCCCUCCCCCCACACAUGAUUGCCAGAGAAGGGGAGCGGUUACAUGGCAGGUGCAUGGCUUUGAUAACCGAACGUUCAAUCUCAGUGCAGGACAGAGCACAAAAGAGUCUUGGUUUGGAAAACGACAUCGUGGGAUAUUUAUGUAAAUGAUCAUUGCAAGGCAGGCUUACAGCAGCAGCUGGACGUGAGAGGGGCCCACCCAACCCAAGGCUGAUUUACCAAAAUGGCUGAUUAAAGCCAUCCAUAUGGCUUUAAAUGGCAUCUUAAAUGAAAGCAGCUCUGGGGUGAUUUGCAUACAUGUCCCAUCAUGCCUUGCACUACUGUACAUCUUCUGAAGAUGCAUGACCUAAAAGUGUACAGAGCCAGAUGCAUCCCGGGGGAGGGUUUAAGGUACACGGUCUUCAGAACUCAAGGCGAGAGGGUAGAGCUGGGGAGUUAGUGAGGCAGGUGCAAAUCCCUCCCGGUGUUCCUGCCAGUGACCCAAUGGUACAGAGUUACUCAGUGAGCUGCUCAAAUGUGGUGAUAGAGCUGCUAUGUGACUAGAGUGCUCACUCCAGCCUUCCUGUUGAAGCUGGUCCACUUUAAUUAACUGUUAUUUGGGCCCCAGCAAAGUCAGAAGCUGUCUAUUGCUCAGUGGUCUGGGCCAGCCCCUGAGAUGUUGGACGUGUUGAUUUAAUUCCUGCCUCUGCUUGCUGAGAGUAAGAGUCGGUUAAGUGCUCUUAUCCUUGUUCUUGCCUGUGGAAGCUUGGCCGCUUCCAUUAAGUAUUAGUUGGGCCCACUCAAGGGUUAAGAUCACUCUGUAGUCCAGUGGUUAGUGUACUUGCCUAUGUUGUGGGUGAGCCUAGUGCCAGUCUCCCCUGUGCCCCCUAAGAAGGGGUUUGGACAGGGAUUUCCUUCCUCCCAGGUGACUGAGGUAGGGGGGUAGUCCUUGUUUAAAUCCCAUCUCCUUUGCAGGAGCUAUUGUCUUCCUGGGAUGGAGGUCAGUCCCUGGGAUGUGGGCCAAUUAAUAUUUAAUUAAAACCAGACCCCCCCCUCUGAAUCAGAAUUAAGCCUCAAACCUGGAUUGCCUACACCCCAGCUGCAGAGCAUAACUACAGGGGAACUCACAGCAGGAAGGUCUCAAUCUCCCUGCGUGAAGUUGUUCCACUUUAUAGUUUAAUUAAUUCAGUAGGUAUUGGGCUACACAGAGAGAGAAGGGAGCUGUGUUUCAGUCCCUCACUAGCCCAGUGGUUAUGGGACUUACCAGGCAUGGUCAGGCUGUGAGUUUGAUUCCUUUGCUAGGGAGCCCGCUGAGUGCUGUGGAGGCAGUGAGCAUCUCAAACCAGGUGGGUAGCUUCAGAGAAUGUCUUCUGUGCCCAAAACACAGUUGCCUCGUAGAAAUAUUGUGGUUAUAAACUCUGCCAGUGGGGCACUCCACUAGUAGCUAAUGCAGCCAGAGCCCCACCUUUGUGGCCCUGACAAGGGCGUAGGGCACUGGAACCAGGCUCUCCCACACUCCAGCUUGGGCCUUAACCACUGGGCCAGAGGGAAUUGCCUAGCUGAGCACUGUCCAUCUCCCCAAUUGACACUGUUCCACGCUGUAGUUGGGCCAGAGACCCAGCCCAAGCAGUUGACUUUCUAGCCCAGUAGGAGUGGCCCUCAGCUGGGCUGUGUGAGUGUCAGGAUUAAGCCCCUAUCUAGAUGUGUGUGUAUGAAAUUGUCUACACUGCCUGAGUCUAGGCAGCACCCUUACGUGGGGGCGUGCGCCUGCAGGGCUUUGCUUCCCGGCACAAACGAGACUUUUCACAGCAGGCAGCACCACCCCUCCAACCCAGCCCAGAGGCUGGGCCGCUCCAGCAAAGGCUGCCAUCAAAUCUGAGUCAGCCUCAAACUUGGCUCUCCCACUCUCCAGGGGCUGAGCCUGACCCCGGGGGAAGCCAGGCCUUGAGGCUCUGGCACUCACUCUCUGCCCUGUGAAGCUGUUCUACGUCAUAGUGUUAACUAAGCAUUGCACUGGGAGAGGAAAAAGGGCAGUUGGGAUGGUCUCGGGGCCCAGAGUUGCUAUAAAGUCUGGGGCAGCUGGGAGUUGUGGGCUAACAGGAAGCCUGGUAAAUGCUAGCCAGGAGCACACCCAGGGUGAGAGACAGCUCAAAUGCUGUGUGUCUGGCUUUGCCAUGAAACCCCUAGAGAGAAUAUCAGUCACUGGUGCCCAUGGGGUGGGUGAGUAGCUGGCCCAGGUGGCAGGGGUGCUCUCUCACCCCCUUCCAGCAUCAUACACAGCUAAGAGGGGAAGCACAUUGGCUAAGCACAUUUAGCCCCAAAGGCUAAAGUAUCUGCUGUUUACCACAGGGCCUGCUGCCUGAUGAACCCAGUCCAGUUCCUUUGCCUUCCGCCAGAUAUAGGCCAUAUUCCCCCCUCCCCCAAAGAGCAGUAAAUGUCUUUUCAGGGGGCCAGGACUGGACCUAUAAAGAAACAGGCUCUUGUCCUGCCCCUGCUAGAGCGUUUCCUGAAGUAACAAGAAGAAACCAUCCACCCUUCCCAAUUCGGUCCACUCUGUACCUGAGAAGACCAAACCAGUUUCCCAUUUACUGGCUCUAAGGGACCUUCAACAUUAGUGGCUUUGCUUUGGUUGAACCAGCGCAUUGGAUAGUAGCAUCUGAUACGUAUCCACACUGUGGUUUCCUUUCCUUCUGUGAGUCCAGUCCUGUUUUAUUCUGAACCUUUUGCAUAAUAUCCCUCAAAGGACCUCGCUGCAGCCCCGUGCCAGCCAGUGCUGGAGCAUCCUUGCAAAUCUCCCUGAUCACCAGCUACGUUUUCCUCGCAAUGUGGCUUGGCCUAUGGAAGUGUCUUCCCAGGAAAAGUUGUGACUGGCCAUGCCUCUAGCAAAUGUUCUAGUAGGACAGCUCCUGCCUGGGACUGUAUCCAGGCUUUCCAGCCACACAGCUUGUGGUUUAGAGAAGCAGACUGCAGCACCAAGCAGCUGCUGACAUAUUUUUGUGAGUACGAAGAGCAAGGAGAGCCAGAGUAGUAAGUUUUGGUGUGGCCAAGGGCAUGGGCCCAGCAGUCUGGGACAUCUCACAGGAGGUGGAAUUUACCCACGCCCAGAGUGUCUAGGUCAUGGGGAGAGAGGUGGACAGUUUCACACCCCUUACCCCCUAAUACAAUUGGGGAAUGUUUCACUCCCAACCCCCUCUCCACCCUACUCUUUCCCUCUAACAAUUAUUUAUCCUGUAUUUGUACAUGCCCCCCCCAACCCUUACCUUUUAAGUCCUGCUGGAGCUUCAAUAUUUAAUCAGUAGGAGAGCUCCAUGCACCCACGAGCCUGGCCGUGGGGCAGUCGCACUAAUGGGAACUAGGGAAGCGUACAUUUGUUCCCAGUUCUAAGGCCACGAGGUUGCAGGAGGGAGCCCUCAUGGAGUUCUGGAUCCAUACAUGAGCUUUAAACACAAGCGAGCCUGACUGCUGCUUAUCUGGCAUUGCUGCACAACGGCAAAGGCCAGGAGGUCCAAGGAGCAGAGGUAGCGAUUCCACACAGCAGAGCGGCUAAGCUCUGCACCCGGAUGUCUCAGAACUCCUGCUGCCUUCGCGUGACAGGAAAGUGAGCAAAGCAGCCCUCAGCGGGUUACAAGCAUGAUCUAAUGAGUGUCCCCUUUUCUUAAAGGGCGGUGCAUAUGCCUGUGAUAGACACAGUUGUACCACCCCCUCCAUUCCAAAAUUAGAGUUAGGCCAAGAAAGUGAAAGGUUAAUGGGCUUUUUAUGAACCAAGGUGACCUAAUAAACACACCAGAGCUCAGUGAUGGUGACACAAGCAGACGAAUUAAUUUACUCAGGAGAGUAAACCCAACAUGCUCUGCUUUCACGCCAGGCCUUGGACUGUUGCCCCAUACUAUUUACUUCCAUUGUUGGGGUCCCUAAAUCAGCAUCUAAGUCCGUGUCUCACCACUGCCUGGACUAUCGGUCAGUUUAUUAUUACAGAUAAUACUAAGGGUGUUAAAAAAAAAUCAUGUCUGGGACUGGGGAAGAGAAAGUAAUUGGGUGAGCAGAAUGGGAGUUCAACAUACCCGCCUUUGGAUUAGCACAGGACACAAGUGGUGGGUGGGGCACAGGAGGGACAACACCCCUCUUCCAUUUUGCUCCCCGCUCCACGGGCCUCUAUCAGACAUCAACUCCUUUGAAGUGGACAAUGCACCCCCGGAAUUGAGUCCUGCUCUAUUGAAUUUGGCACAUUUUUAACUUGGACUGUUUAAAUGUGUCUGGGGGAGAAGGGGGGUGGGGACUGUGACUUUAAUCCCCCCCCCUUUUUUUUUUAAAGGGAAAAAAGCUUCCCCCCCCCACCUAGUCAAGCCAUCUGAGCCACAUCCAAAAUCCCUUCUUGUAUAUGUAGUUAUUUAUAUAUAGCUCGCUAGGACAACCAGCCAGCCUUGGUACCACUGCAUGACAGAUCACCACAACGUACCUAGCAGCAUGCUGAGCAGAGAAUCCAGAUGCUUUUUUACGCCUCUGAGCCGUCGUCCACUGGGCAGAACAUAUACAGGCUGCAGCAUUAUUUUUAAAAUGGGGCCUGAGGGGGUUUAUUUUCCCCAAGAGGCUCGAGUGAGCCCUAUAAAAAAACAACCUCUUAUUGCCCAAGGCAGCAGGCUUAACAUGAUCAGUUUAUUUCCAAUUUAAAA